CUGAUAAGAACAUCAAAUCACUCCAAAUACAGUCUUAUCUAAAGUUAUCUUAUGAAUGURUUGAGUGUUGAGUGUUUUAAUAUUCAUCUAUGCCAUCUAUAGUUCCGCCUAAAUSGCUUCAGCCAAUCAAAGGCCUGUACAGCUGGUUCAUUUGGGCACUGUAUCACCGCGUGUACCAGAUUUGAAUAUAAAGUUUAUAGUGAACUGUCCUCAAGUUGUUUGUUGUAUUUUUGUACAUUUCGACCAUUUUAUCGACUCUGAACAUUAAUGAUGACUCUGAGACUCAGUUUAUUCGUGCUAUUACAGAUUUUAAUGUUAAAAUCKAGUCUUAUUUCGGGAGUCAAAACUCCCUACAAAUUCAACGAUCUAUUGGUCUUCAUGGCGAAGUCCUCAAACACCAUGAACUACCAAGAUAUGCAAGACCUCUUGUCAAAGCUUCACUUUGAAAAUUGCAAUAAGACAGCCAGAAAAAAGGAGUGCAAUCUGUGUUUAUCGGCAAAAGACCUUGGAUUUGAUGCCAAUACUGUCGUGAACGGCACUGAAUUUGCCGGCAAAGCACCAUCGAUUGUUUAUUCACUUAUGCCUGAAAAGAAUGCUGGUCAAUCGAACAAUGAAUGUGACGGGAUCCCUUCGCUACCCACAAAACUGUUCGAGACGUUAGCUCACAAUUUUACCCAYGGYAAAAGUCAACGAAUCACCCAGCACGCGCUAGAACAYAUCCUAGAGAAGGUUAAUCUCACACUGAAGGCUCAUUUACACAAGAAGAAGUGUAUCUCUGCUGAAAGUAUAUUUGAAGAAGUCAAGCAAGCAGAGUCUGGACAUGGACAUGAUGAACAUGGACAUGAGCAUGGAUCUAAUGAAACAGGUCUGGAUGAAGAUGAAUUCCAAACAGCUAGUGCAAUCAUUAUCUUUCGUCUCUUGCAAGGUUAUUGCAUCGCAGGRCAUGGAACACAUUCCUCACUUCCAUCUCCSUCAUUCUUCAUUGGUGAUUUGUACAAGAACAAGAAAUAUCUGUCUGAGGAAGAUCUUGAGAAGAUAACCUCUAAGUUAGGUAUAGGCAAAAAAGCUGCCACUUCAUCAACACCUGCUCCAUCCAGCCAUGAUGGUCACGAYCAUCGUAGAAAGAGAAGAGCUGUUGAAACUACACCAAAGSCAACAACUGCUCCACAUAAUGCAACUUGUUAUUCCCUGGAUUCUCUGAUGACAGUGUUUGACAUUGAUCAUAAAGUUGGAGUCAGUCAAGAUUCCUUUAAGGAGCUGUGUCCAGCUUUGCUACAACAAUUUCAAAGUGGAGUUUGUGCAAGCAAAAAGGCAACAUCGAAAACUGGAAGUUUAGAUUAUGCAAAAAUAUGGGGCUAUGGUUUUCUGUCAGUUACCAUUAUCAGCCUGGUAUCAUUACUAGGUGUAGCCACCAUCCCAUUUGUUGGAAAAUCAAUGUACAAAAAAGUGUUGACAUUGCUAGUAGCUCUUGCAGUUGGGUCGUUGGCAGGCGAUGCUGUGCUUCAUCUUAUUCCUCACGCUUUUGGUCUCCAUGUCCAUGAUGAAGGUGAAAGUCAUUCUCAUAGUGGGCCAAGUCCCUUUAUCUGGAAGGCUCUGUUAGUGCUGGCAUCGAUCUACUUGUUUUAUCUCUUUGAGGUCAUAAUGCACUUUGGACUGAAACAGAAACACACUCAUAGCCACGUAGAUGUCGAG
Exaiptasia diaphana is the source of this 1692-nucleotide messenger RNA. RefSeq names its product zinc transporter ZIP4. Gene Ontology annotation, molecular function: zinc ion transmembrane transporter activity. Gene Ontology annotation, cellular component: membrane. NCBI's taxonomy places the organism in Eukaryota, Metazoa, Cnidaria, Anthozoa, Actiniaria, Aiptasiidae. Gene Ontology annotation, biological process: zinc ion import across plasma membrane; intracellular zinc ion homeostasis. The record is from RefSeq and is a predicted model, not a curated record.